UUCAGUCCAAGCUCCGGAGGAAGGAGAAGAGGAGGAGGAGGAAGAGGUGGAGGAGGAGAGACAUACAAACCCUCUGGAGCUUCGAUCUCAUUAUCUCAGACAUUUUAUUGUAGGGAAACAUCAUUUCCUCCGAAUGCCUCGUUGGUGAAACGAGAAGCAAUAGGGAAAAAAAGCUGGUCUUCUCAGAAGUUCUCAGAAAUGGGUCGCUGCUUUGCUUCGGUGUUCGUCCUGGUCCUAGUCCUGGUGGUGCUUCCAGGAGUUGGUGCAGGAGUCCAGGACUCUGAAGAACAAAUUCCUCAAGGAGCCUCGACAUUAGCCUUUGUCUUUGAUGUCACCGGUUCCAUGUAUGACGACCUGGUGCAAGUCAUCGAAGGAGCCUCGAAGAUCUUGGAGACGUCCCUGAGCCGCCCGAAGCGACCGCUUUAUAACUUCGCUCUUGUGCCUUUCCACGACCCUGAGAUUGGACCAGUUACCAUAACGACCGAUCCCAAGAAGUUCCAGACUGAGCUGCAGGAGCUUUAUGUACAGGGGGGCGGAGAUUGUCCUGAGAUGAGCAUCGGAGCCAUAAAGAUUGCGCUGGAAAUUUCUCUGCCAGGUUCCUUCAUUUACGUUUUCACAGACGCGCGCUCGAAAGACUACAGACUGACCCACGAGGUCCUGCAGCUCAUUCAGCAAAAACAGUCUCAGGUGGUGUUUGUGUUGACUGGGGACUGUGAUGACAGAUCACACAUUGGUUACAAGGUGUAUGAAGAAAUUGCCUCCACCAGCUCAGGGCAGGUGUUCCAUCUGGACAAGAAACAGGUCAAUGAGGUCCUUAAAUGGGUGGAAGAGGCAGUGCAGUCCUCUAAAGUCCACCUGCUCUCCACUGAUCACUACAGUCCAAUCAGCAACACCUGGGGUAUCCCCUUUGACCCCAGUUUGAAGGAGGUCACCGUUGCUCUGAGUGGUCCGGCACCGAACAUCGAGAUACGCAACCCUCAGGGGAAACUGAUCGGGAACAAAGAUGGACUGACCGAGUUGCUUCACAUCCCCAACUCAGCCAAGGUCAUCAACCUUAAAGAUCCAGAGCCAGGCAUGUGGACCAUAAAGACGAUAAGCGAGGGUCGACACUCAGUCCGUAUUACGGGCUUGAGCACCAUCGACUUCCGUGCCGGAUUUUCCAGGACGCACACGCUAGACUUCAAAAUGACCUCCAGCAGGCCUGUACAAGGCAUCCCGACCUUCAUCCUGCUAAACACGACAGGUCUGUCCCGUCCUGCACGCGCCAAUCAGCUGGAGCUCCUGAGCAUCACUGGUGCCGUGAUAAAGACCUUACCUAUUCACUACUAUCCUGAACGCAAGCCCUAUGGCAUCUGGAACAUCACUGACUUUAUGCCUCCUAAUGAAGCCUUCUUCCUCAGAGUGACUGGCUACGACCGUGACGGCUUUCUCUUUCAGAGAGUCUCUAGCGUCUCGUUCUCUAACAUCAUCCCAGGCGCCCCAAAAGUGAGCAUGCCCUUCACCACUCCAGGUUACUACUUGCAAAAGGGGGAACUCACGUGCCAUGUGGACAGUCUGAUCCCCUUCACCCUGAGGUUCAGCCGAAAUGGUGAGCGCCUGGGAGUCGACCAGAUCUUCAGCGAGUCAUCCAAUGUGUCAUGGGAGAUAGCUAAGGUGUCUCUUAAAGAUGAGGGCUUCUAUGACUGUAUCGCCAUCAGCAGCGCUGGAACUGGGCAAGCCCGGACCUUUCUGGAUGUUUCUGAGCCUCCACCGGAUAUUGCUGUACCUUCCAAUGUAACAGCAUCGCCAGGCUCCACCGCAUUGCUGACCUGUGUGGUUGCUAGCACCGUACGUUUCAACCUGACCUGGCAACGUGCCAACAUGGACGUCCGAAUGGACGGGCGUUCUCGUCUCACUUCCAACCUUUCUCUGGAGAUCUUGCGUGUAACAGCAGAUGAUGCCGGCUGGUACAGUUGCGUCGCUGCUAACGAGGGCGGAGUCUCGGCUUCUCGUGUCUACCUCAGUGUACAGUCCCGGCCGAUAGUAACGGUGAACCCGUCAAACCAGACUUUUAGUACGGGAGAUGAGGUGCGGCUCAAGUGCUCAGCGAAAGGCUAUCCCACUCCUACAAUGGUGUGGACCCAUAACGACAUGUUCAUUACAGGCUCCAGUAGGCACAGGAUGAUCCCAGAUGGGACACUAAUCAUCAGGGGCAGUGUGCAGAAGGACGCAGGGGUAUACGGCUGCCUGGCCAGCAAUGCAGCAGGGAUGGAUUCAAAGACCGCUCUCCUUAGCUACAUCGAGUCUCCCCAGGUGACAAUCCUGAAGCCCAGGCUCCUGGUUGGCUUGGGACAGACUGCUAUCAUGGAGUGUACAGUAACGGGAAUUCCACAGCCAGAGGUUCUGUGGUACAAAAGUGACAGGCAGGUGAAGAUGUCAAUGUUCGUGAGCGUGGAUCCGAACAGCGGCGCUCUGAGGAUUCAACGGGUCGAAUCGGCCGACGCUGGCGAUUACGCAUGUGUGGCGGUGAACCUGGCAGGCACGGCUCAGGCCAAGAUCAGACUGGACGUGGGCUCCAUUCCACAGUUCACACGGCAGCCCGCCGACGUGGCAGCAGACAUAGGCUCUAACGUCACCUUGUCAUGUCACGUCCAGGGCCACCCUGAGCCACGCAUCACCUGGAGAAGAGAGGACAAUGCUGCCUUUUUCUCCCGGCACCGUGGCCACAGCACUGUCACUCAAAAGAGGGAUGGAGAACUGCAGAUAACUAACCUCUGGAUUGAAGACGAGACCACGUACGUGUGUGAAGCUCAGAACCAGUUUGGCAAAAUCCAGGCCAAAGUCCAGGUCACCGUCACAGGAUUGGUGGUCCCCGUGAUAGCUCCGAGUCCUGCAGAGGUCAGCGUGAUCGAGGAACAGCAGGUCACGCUGCCGUGUGUACUCCUGGCUGGAAACCCACUUCCUGUGAGACGUUGGCUCCAUGACAGCAUCCUGGUGACGUCGGGGCCGUACGUGAGCAUCCGGCGUGACGGCAGUCUGCAAAUCGAGAGAGUCGGCGUGCAGAAUGAGGGGCAGUAUACAUGCGUGGCAGAAAAUGUGGCAGGAAGUAGCAAUCACACCACCACCGUGAGCGUUUAUGUGAUGCCCACUAUACAACAUGGCCCUCAAGUGUUCAGUACCAUCGAGGGAACACCAAUUUCUUUGCCAUGUCGUGCCCGUGGAGUGCCCAAGCCAGACAUCACCUGGGCUAAGCAUGGGGAGCUGCUGGAUCUCACGAGCGGAUCGUUCUCUCUGGAGGAGGACGGGAGUCUGGUUAUCGCGUCACCUGGGGGAAACGAAUCUGGAGAGUUUGUGUGCACAGCCACAAAUGCAGCCGGAUACAGCUCCAGGAAGGUCCAGCUUACGGUCUAUGUGAAACCCAGGCUUAGUGGUGGUGGAUCUGGAGAUCAGUCGGGAUCAAGGGAUCCAUUAGACAUGUCCGUGACGGUGGGUGAGGAUGUUACUCUCCCCUGUGAUGUGCAGAGUGUCCCACCUCCCAUCAUCACCUGGGCCAAAGACAAGCAGCUUAUCUCCCCUUAUUCCACCAGACACACUCAGCUGCCCUCAGGCUCAAUGAAGAUCACAGAGACCCGUGUGACGGACAGCGGCACAUACCUCUGUGUGGCCACCAACAUCGCUGGCAACUUUAGCCAAGCUAUCAAACUCAGCGUCUACGUUCCUCCACAUAUCUUGCUGGGGCCACGCGUCAUGAAGGUUCAGGUGGCCCAUUCCAUUGACCUGCCUUGCGUGGCGCAGGGAGUCCCCCAACCUUCUGUGAGCUGGAAGAAGAACAGCACAGCCCUGGUGGCAGACGGGACUCGUUACAGUUUCUCCUCAGACGGAACUCUGACUGUCCGAAAGGUGGCGCUGUCUGAUGAGGGAGUUUACACUUGCGUAGCCAGCAACCUUGUAGGACAGGAUGUGACUGGGAUUCAGUUGCAGGUCCAAGUUCCCCCUGUAGUCGAGGUCUCUGAACCCCCUUUUAACAGUCCCCUGCAGGAAAGAGUGGCAAAUCAGCGCAUCGCAUUCCCCUGCCAAGCUAAAGGUCUUCCUCAGCCAGUAAUUAAGUGGUUUAGGAAUGGCGAGGAGCUGACUGGGAAUGAGCCCGGUGUGUCCAUCUUGGAGGAUGGAACUCUGCUCAUCCUGGCUUCGGUGUCGCCGCUGGACAAUGGAGAAUACACGUGCACAGCUGCAAAUGAUGCUGGGAGUACAGAGAAGAAGUACCAACUGAAAGUCAACGUGCCUCCUGAUGUAAGAGACGGUAGCCUGCCAUCAAAUGUCUCAGUGGUGAUGAACCAGCCCACCAGCUUGGUCUGUGACGUCACAGGAACUCCUCCACCAGUCAUCACCUGGUUUAAAGACGGCAUUCCGGUGGUUGCCAGCAGUAAUGUGCAGAUCCUGCAGAGAGGAAAGACACUGCGAUUGCUCAAAGCCGCCGCAGCAGACGCAGGCGGCUAUAGCUGCAAAGCCAUCAACGUCGCAGGAAGUACCGAGAAGGACUUCCACCUCGACGUCUUGGUUCCUCCUAGCAUCAUUGGAAGCAGCGGGUCACGUGACCUCUACACCGUUCUGAAUCAGGAGAUCAGCUUGGUGUGCAAGGUCAAAGGUGUGCCCUUUCCCACAAUCCACUGGUACAAAGACAGGAAGCUGUUGUUUCUGGGAGACCCCAAUUUUGAGGUGUUGGAUCGUGGCCAGGUUUUAAAAAUAAAGAGCUCCCGAUUAGGGGACCAGGCACGCUACCAGUGCAGCGUCACCAACUCUGCGGGAAAGCAGUCCAGAGACUUCAACCUCAGCGUUUACGUGCCCCCGAGUAUUAAAGGAGGGAACGUGACCUCAGAAGUGACGGCUCUUCUGCACAACCCGGUUACUUUGGAGUGUGAGGCUCGAGGCGUUCCCCUUCCAGCAAUCACUUGGUAUAAGAACGGCGAGGCCAUUCUGUCUAGCAGGCAGGCGCAGUAUGUAGACCGUGGACACUUCCUGAAAAUCUCACGAGUACAGGUGUCUGACGCUGGGCAGUACACCUGCAGAGUGACCAGCGUCGCAGGAACGUCCGAGAAGGCAUAUGAGCUGGAUGUCUAUGUUCCUCCAUCCAUUGCCGGAGGUGUAGAUGCACCUGUGGAGAAGAAAGUUGUGGUCAGUAAAACCCUGGUUCUGGAGUGUGAAGUAGCUGGUAAUCCUUCACCCUCGCUCACUUGGCUAAAAGACGGAUCUCCUGUGAAAACCGGGGAAAACCUGCGGCUGAUAGAGCAGGGCCGCAAAAUGGAGAUCAUCAAUGCUGCGCCCUCCGAUUCUGGCCUGUAUGUCUGUGUGGCGACCAGCAUUGCAGGGGAGAUGGAGAUCAAGUACGAUGUUGGCGUUUUAGUACCACCCACUGUAAACGGGGCUGAUAAGAUUACAGAUGCUACUGUCAUCGUUGAUAACGUGCUCGAACUUGAGUGCCAUGCCACAGGCACGCCUCCCCCAACCAUCACGUGGCUAAAGGACAGAGAGCUGAUCAGACAGGCAGAAGGUGUGAGAAUUUUGGCAAACGGUCAUCGUCUGGUCAUCUCCCGCGCCCAGGUCUCGGACACUGCUCUGUUCCAGUGUGUCGCCUCAAACGAAGCAGGAGAGCAGGAACGAGAUUUUAAAGUCACCGUACACGUUCCUCCAUCAAUCCGUUCUACCGGACCUGCUGAACGAUCGGUGGUUCUGCACAAUCCCCUAAACCUUCAGUGUGUGGUCAAUGGCUUUCCAGCUCCCAGCAUUACCUGGCUCAAAGAUGGCCGUCCUAUCGACACAACUCAGUUUUUACUUAAGCUGGAAUCAGGAGGUAGAGUUCUACAUAUUAAGGAAGCCAGAGCCGAGGAUGCAGGCAAAUACACCUGUGUGGCAACCAACGCUGCAGGAGAGGUGCAGCAGAACAUUCGCUUAGCGUUCACGCCUCCGGUCAUCCAUUCAGCUGGAGAGACUGUCAAUCAAACUAUUCUGGCUGGAUAUCAAAUCCAGCUGCAGUGUAAAGUGACAGGAAGUCCUGUACCAGCUAUGACGUGGUAUAAGGACAGUCGGCCUCUGACCAGUGCAGCAGGAGUGAGCAUCCUGAACCGAGGCCAAGUUCUGGAGAUCGACCGCGCUCAAGUGGCCGAUGCCGGACUCUACAAGUGUGUGGCUGUCAGUGUAGCCGGGACAGCAGAGCUCACACUCAGCCUACAGGUUUUUGUGCCACCAUCCAUCUCCAGCAAAGGUGGAAUGGUGACAGUGGUGGUGAAUGAUCCAAUCAGGCUGGAGUGCGAAGCCUCAGGUCUGCCCUCACCCAGUCUUACUUGGCUCAAAGAAAGCAGCCCUGUCUCCAGCUCCUCUAAUGGCAUCCAGAUCCUGGCCGGAGGCAGGGUACUGUCUUUCAGGAGUGCUCAGGUGAGCGAUGCUGGUCACUAUACCUGUGUGGCAGUGAAUGCAGGUGGAGAGCAGCAAAGAGAGUACAAUCUGCAUGUCUAUGUCCCGCCCAACAUCAUGGGUGAAGAAGUGAACAGCACAGUCCUGAUUGGCCGUUCGGUGGAGCUGCGUUGCCAGAGCGACGCAAUUCCUCUGCCCACUCUCAGCUGGCAUAAAGACGGACGGCCGCUCUACAGGAAGCCAGGACUGAGCGUGUCUGAGGAUGGCAGUUUGCUGCAGAUUGCGAGUGCUCAGAUACAGGACACAGGCAGGUACACGUGCGAGGCCACGAACGUGGCUGGGAAAACGGAAAAGAACUACAAUCUGAAUGUGUGGGUUCCACCGAGUAUUCGUGGCUCUGAUGAAGUGUCCUCUCUGACGGUGACUGUGGGUGGCCUUAUUACAUUAGUCUGCGAGUCCAGUGGAAUCCCUCCUCCCAGUCUUACAUGGAGGAAGAAUGGCUCGGAGCUGAAGGCGGACUCACGUGUACGUGCAUUGUCUGGGGGCCGUCAGCUGCAGAUCACAGGCGCAGAGAGGGGCGAUGCUGCAUCCUAUACAUGCCAGGCCUCCAGUGCCACUGGCACAGCUGUCAAAGAGUACAGCCUGCAAGUCUACGUUCGUCCCUCCAUUAGCUCAUUGGGCAGUGAGAAAGGUGACGUGACCGUAGUACGGGGAGGAGACGUCACCCUGCAGUGUGAGGCGGACGGUGUGCCCAGGCCUGCCAUCACCUGGCUGAAAGAUGGCAGACCUCUGGGAACCGGCUCUGGGGUUCAGAUCCUCAGCGACGGCCGACUCCUCGGUAUCAGAGACGCUCAGGUGGUCCAUACUGGUCGAUACACCUGCAUCGCUGUCAAUGUGGCUGGCCAGGAUGAGAGCAAACAUGAUGUCACUGUUCAUGUUCCAGCAAGCAUUAUCGGAAACACACACAAGACUGAAAACGUGACCGUUGUGGUGAGAAAUCCAGUGGUUCUCACGUGCGAGGCCUCCGGAAUCCCCCUACCGGUCAUCACCUGGUUGAAAGACGGCCUUUCAAUCAUCCUGUCUGGUUCGGUUCGGGUCAUCUCAGGUGGGCGGAGUCUGCGUUUGAUGCAUGCCGCAGCGGACGAUGCCGGAAGGUACACCUGCAUCGUAUCCAAUACCGCAGGAGAAGACAGGAAGAACUUUGACCUGGAUGUACUAGUUCCUCCAAGCAUUGUAAACGAAGGGGGGAUACAGGAUGUGAGGGUAAAGGAAGGGCAAAACAUCACUCUGGUCUGCGAGGUCACCGGGAACCCAGUGCCUGAGAUCACCUGGUUAAAGGAUGGGCAGCCGGUGUUGGGCGAGGGGCAACUGCAGGUGAUGUCCUACGGGCGCUUCCUUCAUAUAAACGACGCCCAGGUGAUUGACACGGGCAGGUACAGCUGCCUGGCGUCCAACAGUGCCGGAGACAGGAGCGCACACUUUAAUCUCAAUGUCCUCGUUACACCCACCAUCACUGGCUCAGGGCCAGAGGGAUCCUCUGAGGAGGUGACUGUGACGCUGAACAGUCCUACAUCUCUGGUGUGUGAGGCUCAGUCCUACCCGCCCGCCAUCAUCACCUGGCUCAAAGACGGGACACCUUUUGAGUCCAACCGUAACGUCCGGGUACUGCCAGGAGGGCGUACUCUUCAAAUCCUGAAUGCGCAAGAAGAGGAUGCUGGGAGAUACACAUGUGUGGCCACCAACGAAGCAGGAGAAACCCUGAAAAACUACGAGGUCAAAGUUUAUAUUCCCCCCGUUAUCAAUAAGGACAGCAUACAUGGAGAUGGCUUCGGAUCCAAAGAGAUUAAAAUUAAAGUUAACAACACACUGACACUUGAGUGUGAAGCUCAGGCAAUCCCAGUCCCCACUCUACACUGGUACAAGGAUGGACAGAUCCUUAAGACGGAUGAGCGCAUUACAGUAACGCCUAAUGGGCGAAUAGUCCAGAUAAAGCAGGCGCAGGUGUCUGAUACGGGCCGCUACACCUGCGUGGCCACCAACAUUGCAGGCGAGGAUGAAAAGGACUUUGAUGUAAAUAUACAAGUUCCUCCGAGUUUCCAGAGAAAUGGCGACUCUGGUGCUGGUAUUACCUCUGCUGGUGAGUUGAAGGAUGUCAUUCUGAAUAAUCCCAUCUCGCUGUACUGCGAGACCAACGCUGUGCCGCCUCCCACUCUCACCUGGUACAAAGACGGACAUCCGCUCACGUCCAGCAGCCGAGUGCUCAUCUUACCUGGCGGUAGAGUGCUACAGAUCCCCCUAGCUCAAACCGAGGACUCUGGAAGAUACACGUGCGUGGCCGUGAACGAGGCCGGAGAAGACUCAGUCCAGUAUGAUGUUAGAGUCUUGUUGCCUCCUUUUAUCCGUGGAGCUGACCGAGAUGUUCCUGAGGACGUGACGGUGUUGGUGAAUAAGUCCACGCUGUUGGAGUGCCAUGCGGAUGGAAGCCCUGCUCCUAAAAUCAGCUGGUUUAAAGAUGGCCUGGUUUUAAUUCUGGAUAAAACACACACUCUGCUGUCAGGCGGCAGAACGCUGCAGAUUUCGAACGCGCACGUGACCGAUACAGGCCGCUAUGUGUGUGUGGCGGAAAAUGUCGCUGGAAGUUCCGAGAAAUACUUCAGCCUGAAUGUCCACGUUCCUCCUUCUAUAGUGGGUGUAAAUAUGGAGAACGCAACUGUGGUGGUAAACAACUUCGUCUCUCUGAGCUGUGAGGCCACAGGAUUCCCUCCUCCUACCCUGAGCUGGCUAAAAGACAGGAAGCCUGUACAGGCUCACAGCAAUUCUCUCAUUAUGCCAGGUGGCCGUACAUUACAGAUCCUUAAGGCUAAAAUGUCCGAUGGUGGAAAGUACAGUUGCGUAGCCAUUAACGCAGCAGGAGAGGCACAAAAGAUCAUCUACCUCACAGUUUUUGUACCUCCCAGCAUCAAGGACAGCAGCGGAGACUCACCUGUAGUGAUUAGCGUGCAAGUGGGAAACUCCGUCACUCUGGAGUGCCAGUCUAACGCCGUCCCCCCUCCCACAAUCACCUGGUACAAGAAUGGACGUCUCGUCUCCGAGACCACCAACCUGCGCAUCCUCGCUAAUGGACAAACUCUGGAAAUUAAACCAACAGAGGUGUCUGAUACUGGCUUAUACGUCUGUAAGGCCAGCAACGUAGCAGGCCAGGUGGACAAGAACUUCCAUGUUAACAUCUAUGUGCCUCCAAGUAUAGAUGGCCCUGCCGAGGAGAAUGUGGUGGAGACCAUCAGUAACCCAGUAAGCUUUGCCUGUGAUGCCACAGGUAUCCCGCAUCCCAGCCUCACCUGGCUAAAGAAUGGCAGAGUAAUCGAGAAUUCCGAGUCACUGGAGAUGCACAUCCUGUCAGGAGGGGGUAAGCUGCAGAUUGCUCGCUCGCAGCUCUCCGAUAGCGGCACCUACACCUGCCUGGCUUCGAACAUUGAAGGCCAAGCUCAGAAAACCUACCAUCUCACUAUACAGGUGCCACCCAGCAUCAUUGGAUCUGAGAUGCCCGGUGAGACGAGUGUUCUGCUGAAUGAUAGCAUUCAGCUGUUGUGCCAUGCUAAAGGUACUCCAGCACCUACAAUUCAGUGGCUGAAGGACGGAAAAGCUCUGAGCCGGACCGGCCUCGCGAAUAUCAGAAUCAGCCCAGAUGGCAGUACCCUCACACUAACCGCAACCCACACAACAGACAGUGGCAAAUACACAUGUGUGGCCACUAACACGGCCGGGGAGGAGGAUAGAAUCUUUAACCUUAAUGUCUAUGUCCCUCCAGUGAUCCAAAAUAACAAGGAUGCACCUGAGGUGUUGACGACAAUUGUGGACAGCUCAGUGAACAUUGAGUGUGUGGCCAAUGGAUCUCCUCCACCACAGCUUAACUGGCUGAAAAACGGCCUGCCCCUAUCCGUGUCCUCGCACAUGCGCCCACUGUCUGCUGGACAAGUCCUCCGCAUUGCACGUGUUCAGGUGUCAGACGGAGGAACGUACACUUGCGUGGCAUCCAACCGAGCUGGAGUGGAUAGCAGAAACUACAACCUACAGGUCUACGUUCCCCCCAGUCUGAAUGGAGCAGGCAAUACUGAUGAUGUGACGUUGGUGAAAGGGAGCAUGGUUGCGCUGGUGUGCGUUUCCGAUGGGACCCCAAACCCCUCCUUGUCCUGGAUGAGGGAGGAAACUGGUUUGACUACGGAUUCCCACGUCACCCUGCUGAACCAUAACAGCACUUUGCAGAUCUCCCACAUCCAGGUGGACCACACGGGGCUCUACACUUGCAUCGCUCGAAACCAGGCCGGAGAAGCCCGUCGCCACUUCAACCUUAAAGUGCUGGACCCGCCCCUUAUCAAUGGCUCAGGAUUCUCCACAGAGGUUUCUGUGGUGGUCAACCAUGCUCUAGAGCUUGUUUGUGAGGCAGAGGGAAUCCCUGCACCCACGCUUACCUGGGUAAAAGAUGGACGGCCGCUACCUCAGCUCGACAGCCUGAGCGUCCUCCGUGGAGGAGAAGUGCUCCGGAUCGCCUCUGCACAGGUUGAGGACACUGGAAGGUACAGUUGUCUGGCAACCAGCCCUGCUGGAGACGAUGACAAAGAGUUCCUGGUUCGAGUCCACGUUCCACCCAACAUUGCUGGCGAGAGCGGCGACCAGGACAUAUCAGUGCUUCAAAACAGGCAGGUAACGCUGGAAUGCCGAUCAGAUGCUGUACCACCACCCACUCUAUCCUGGCUCAAAGAUGGAGCUCCAUUGAAGGCAUCUCCACGGGUGCGGGUGCUAUCGAGCGGCCGCUACAUGCAGAUCAAUAACGCAGAGCUGGGAGACACUGGCCGCUACACAUGCAUAGCUAGCAAUGUCGCUGGGGAAACAAGACGACAUUUUAACCUCAGUGUGAACGUUGCGCCCACUAUAAAGGAAGGUCCUCCGUCUGUUUCUGUUCAUGUGAACAUGCCGGUGGUUUUAGAGUGUGUUGUUAGCGGGGUUCCUGCUCCGCGUGUCACCUGGAGGAAACACAGCGCCGUUCUUGCAGACAACAAUCCCAGGUAUAAUUUAGCUGAGGAUGGCUCUCUCCGUAUUCACUCGGCUCAGUUGUCCGACACAGGUCAUUACUUGUGCAUGGCCACUAACCAGGCAGGAACCCAGCGCAAGAGAGUGGAUCUGCAAGUGUAUGUGCUCCCCUCAGUUGCUGAGGGUCCAACCAAUGUCACAGUGACUGUAAACAUCCAGACCACUCUGUCCUGUGAGGCCACAGGCAUCCCCAAACCCACAGUCACAUGGACCAAAGAUGGUCGCCUUCUCAACACAGACCAAAACCAGAAUAUGUACAGGCAGCUGUCUUCAGGAUCUCUGGUCAUAAUUGCACCAACAAUCAAUGACGCAGCUCUGUAUGAGUGCGUGGUGUCCAACGAAGCCGGACAGGACAGCCGAGCUGUCCAGCUCACGGUACAUGUGCCACCUUCAAUCGCCGAUGAGGCUACGGAGUUGUCAGUGAGUAGACUGUCCCCGGUAGUGAUCGGCUGCACUGCAUCUGGAUUCCCCACUCCUGUUCUACACUGGAGCAAAGACGGGAAGCAACUGAAUAUAGACGAAGAAGGCUAUCAAAUCCUACCCUAUGGUGCUUUGGAGAUAGUGGCUGCAGAACUGAGUCACUCUGGGCGUUACUCAUGUGUUGCGAAGAACGCUGCUGGAUCGGCUCAUCGCCACGUCCAGGUCAUCGUACAGGAGCCACCAGUGAUCCAAGCUCACCCAUCAACCCUGGACGUGAUCCUGAACAACCACGUGACCCUGCCGUGUCGUGCCUUGGGCACACCACGACCCACGAUCACCUGGCAAAAAGAAGGCAUCAACAUUGUCACCACCGGAAGCGUUUUCACCAUUCUGCCCAACGGCGGUCUGCAGAUCUCACAUGCCAAAGUGGAAGACACUGGUACCUACAUGUGUGUGGCCCAGAAUCCAGCAGGCACAGCACUGGGCAAGACCAAGCUUAGGGUGCAAGUACCUCCUGUAAUCCGAUCUAGCACUAAGUCCUACAUGGUGGCUGUGGACGGAUCUGUGACUCUGCUGUGUGAGACCGAGGGAUACCCAACUCCGUCAGUCAGCUGGUACAAAGACGGGAAGGCGCUUCCUGAGUCCGUACAUCAGCGAGUCCUUAGCUCCGGUUCUCUGCAUAUCGUUUUCGCCCAGCCAAGAGACACGGGCAAAUACACCUGCACAGCAGCCAAUGUGGCUGGAAGCCUCAGUCUGGAGAUGACCGUCACUGUCCUGAUACCUCCCACAAUCCGCAAAAUUGAGCCUGAGCUGUUGGUGGUGGAGAAAUCUCGGGCACUGUUGUCCUGUGCAGCUGAAGGAGUGCCUUACCCUACACUGAGCUGGGAGAAAGAUGGCAUUGCCCUGACUGACAUGACAGGAUCUUACACCAUCCUGUCCUCUGGGGAAUUGGUUCUGGAAAACGCUCAGCCCAAGGACUCCGGCAGUUACACGUGUGUGGCCACCAACACUGUGGGCCAGCACAGUCAGACGAUCGAUCUGUAUGUGCACACACACCCAUCAUUUACUGAGAUCCUUGGAGAUAUAGCUCUUAACAAGGGAGAGCGCCUCUUACUGGCUUGUGGAGCCACAGGCAUUCCCCCACCCAAAAUCACUUGGGCUUUCAACAAUAAUAUCAUUCCUGCUCAUUACAACCAUGCAAGUGGCCUAAGCGAGCUGGUGAUUGAGCGUGUGAGCAAGGACGACGCCGGAACCUACUCCUGUGUUGCAGAGAACCGAGUUGGAUCCAUCAAAUCUUUGGGUUUUGUCUAUGUCAAAGAGCCUCCUAUAAUAGAUGGAGACGUCCAUUCGAACCAUAUUGAGCCUCUAGGUGGGAACGCCAUUCUGAACUGCGAGGUACGGGGAGACCCUCCGCCCACGAUCCAGUGGAGCAAGAAAGGCAUUAAUGUCCGCGUCAGCAGCCGCAUCCGCCAGCUAGACAACGGUUCUCUUGCACUCUACGGCACUGUGAGUGAGGAUGCAGGGAGCUAUGUGUGUGUAGCUACAAAUGAUGCUGGAGUUGUGGAACGGACCGUCACACUCACCUUACAAAGUUCUCCAGCCUUUACUGUGGAGCCAGUGGAUACAGUGGUGGAUUCAGGCUCCAUCAUAGUGCUAAACUGCCAGGCACAGGGGGAACCCACACCAGUCAUCGAGUGGGCCCGCAAUGGGCGGCCCGUGCUGGCCAACGACCGCAUCGUGACACUAUCCAACGGCUCCCUGCGGCUCAGCAGUGCUCAGAAAGAGGACACGGCUGAUUACGAGUGUGUUGCCCGCAACCGGAUGGGCUCUGCGCUGGUGCACAUGGCCCUCACAGUGCGUGUUCAUGGGGGUUUCUCUGAGUGGAUGGAGUGGGGUGCUUGCAGUGUGCCUUGUGGGUUGGGAGUUCAAAGGAGGCUAAGACGGUGCAACAACCCUCAGCCUGCUAACGGUGGCCGGCCCUGCUCCGGCUCUGACUCUGAGACCCGCAGCUGCCAUGGCAAACCCUGUCCAGUGGAUGGUCAGUGGUCAGAGUGGACCGCGUGGGAGGAUUGUUCUCGUUCCUGUGGUCAAGGCAACAGGACAAGGGUACGGACUUGCAGCAAGCCUCCAGCACAACAUGGAGGCAGGGCUUGUGAGGGCAGAGCCAUAGAGGUCAUCAUGUGCAGCAUCAGACCCUGUCCAGUGGCUGGGAACUGGGCGUCCUGGCUACAGUGGAGCCCUUGCAGUGAAACAUGUGGUAAAGGCAUGCAAACGAGAAUCCGGCUGUGCAACAACCCCCCACCAUCAUUUGGUGGACCAACAUGCAUUGGAGUAGACACACAAACUCAAGUGUGCACAGAGAGGAACUGCCCAGUGGACGGAAAAUGGUCGUCUUGGGUGAGCUGGGGCGCCUGUAGCGUUUCCUGCGGAGGUGGAACCAGACAAAGGACACGCCUCUGUGCGAGCCCUGCCCCCAAACACGGAGGAAGACAGUGUGAAGGAAACGAUGUCCACGUUGACUUCUGCAACAAUGAACCAUGCCCUAUUCACGGUAACUGGGGCCCCUGGAGCACCUGGGGCAGCUGCAGCCGGACUUGCAAUGGAGGACAAAUGCGACGUUACAGAACAUGUGACAAUCCUCGACCAGCCAGUGGGGGAAGAGCAUGUGCUGGAACUGAUACAGAGAUCCAGAAAUGCAGCACGUCGAGUUGCCCUGUGGAUGGUAACUGGAGUCCAUGGCAGCCAUGGGGUGAGUGUUCAGCCUCCUGUGGAACAGGGGAACGCACACGGGUUCGUAUUUGUAACAAUCCAGUGCCUACCAACAAGGGCCGCCCUUGCCCAGGAGACUCCACCCAACUGUCCAGGUGCAGCAUCCAUCCAUGUCCAGGUGGUCCUCAGAAGGCCAGAGGGAGCAUUAUUGGCACUAUUAACGGCAUGGAGUUUGGCAUUGCAUUCCUCAACGCGACGAUAUUCAACAGUCCGACAGGGGGGAGAGUGGUCCAAGCUUCUAUCAUCAACAUACCUAGGAGCCUGGGUCCUGGUAUGAGGAAACUGAUCUCUCUUUUGAAUCCCAUCUACUGGACCACGGCGCAAGAGAUCGGCGAGGCCGUCAAUGGCCACACCCUUACAGGCGGCAUCUUCCGGCGAGAGACUCAAGUGGAGUUUGCAACAGGGGAGAUCCUCAAGAUCACCCAUGUAGCACGGGGCUUGGACACAGAUGGUGCGCUGCUGCUGGACAUCGUAGUGAAUGGACACAUCCUCCAACUACCCUCCAACGCAGAUAUUGGCCUCAAGGACUAUACAGAGGAUUAUAUUCAGACAGGUCCUGGGCAGAUAUAUGCUCUAUCCACACGUAUGUUCAGUGUAGACAAAGUGAGCGUGCCCUAUUCCUGGAACCACACGAUUUUAUAUGAGCCCUCCAAAGGAAAGAUGCCUUUCCUUGUGCAGACCUUGCAUGCAUCUUCCAUCAGCACUCAAUACCGCCCUCUGGAGGAGAUGCUGGAGUUCACAAUCUAUGCCAGCAUUUCCAAGGGUGAUCGUAGCAACCAGUGUCCUAGUGGCUUUGUGCUGGACCCGGCUGGACCCUUCUGUGCUGAUGAGGACGAGUGUGAAGGAGGCAGUCCAUGCUCCCAUACCUGUCAUAAUGCUAUUGGCACCUACUACUGCUCCUGCCCUAGAGGACUCACAAUAUCUGCUGAUGGCAGGACAUGCCAGGAUAUCGAUGAAUGCUCGCUGGAGGGACGCAUUUGUCACGACGGGCAAGACUGUGAAAACACUAUUGGCUCCUAUCGCUGUGUGACGCGUUGUGGGAGGGGUUUUAGGAGGACAGCAGAUAGCUUGAGUUGUUCAGAUAUAAAUGAGUGCCAGGAGUCCAACCCAUGCCACCAGCAUUGUCUCAACACCAUUGGAAGCUUCCGGUGUGCCUGCGAGCCAGGCUACCAACUCAGGAACCGGCGCUGCAUCGACAUUAACGAGUGCAGGCAACGAGUGUGCCGUUCAGACCAGCAGUGCAAGAAUACCCGCGGCGGCUACACCUGCAUCGACCUCUGUCCUACAGGCAUGACCAAAGAAGUCAACGGCACAUGCAUAGACAUUGACGAGUGUCGAGACGGCACCCACAAGUGCAGAUACAACCAGAUUUGCGAGAACACCAGAGGCAGCUAUCACUGCACUUGCCCCAGGGGCUACCGCUCUCAGGGUGUGGGUCUGCCCUGCAUUGACAUAAACGAGUGCGAACGUGUGCCGAUGCCCUGCGCCUUCCGGUGCGUGAACAGCCCCGGUAGCUACACAUGCACUUGCCCUCCUGGCCGCUACUUGCUCGGGGAUGGGAAGUCCUGCGCCGGGCUGGAGCGCUUACCCAGAUUCGAAAGCCUUUCGUAUGGUUUCCGCACCUCACAAUCCUCCCCAGAGCGAAGCUCCUCCCAGCGUCGCUAUCACAGUCUGACGUCUCAGACCUACCACUCCUAUGCUACGGACGGGGGGGACUACAGGCUCAGCGCUCGUCUUUCACGCUCGCGUAGGGCCACUAAGACAUGCCCUCCUGGCUUUAUUUCAGAAGCAGAUAAAUGCAUAGAUAUCAAUGAGUGUGAACAAAGGGACAUGUGCCAGCAUGAGUGUGUCAACACACAAGGAAGCCACAAAUGUUUAUGUCCCGGUGGCUAUCGCCUCAUGACCAACGGCAAAACAUGUCAAGAUAUUGAUGAGUGCUUGGAACAGAAUAUUCGGUGUGGAGCGAACCGAAUGUGCUUCAACAUGAGAGGGAGCUACCAGUGCAUUGACACACCCUGUCCACCUAGCUACCAGCGAGAGCCGGAGUCUGGCUUUUGCCUGAAGAACUGCCCUCCCAACGACCUCGAGUGUGCCCUGAGCCCCUACGCUCUAGAGUAUAAGCUGCUCUCGCUGCCCUUCGGUAUCGCCGCCAACCAGGACCUGAUCCGACUGGUGGCCUACACCCAAGACGGCGUGGUCCACCCGCGCACCAGCUUCUUGAUGGUGGACGAGGACACCACGCUUCCCUUCGCCCUGCGUGAGGAGAACCUGAAAGGUGUACUGUUCACGACACGCCCGCUCCGUGAGCCGCACACCUACCGCAUGAAGGUCCGAGCGUUAUCGUACGCCACCGACGGGGCCAUCGAGUACCAGACCACCUUCAUAGUCUACAUCGCCGUCUCCGCCUAUCCCUACUGACAGCACUUUACGACACGAACGGGCACGAGUGUGAGCGUGCUUUAAUGUGUGUGUGUGUAUGUGUGUAUUCCUGUGUAUUCAGUUAUAGAUCCACCACUUGAAGAACAUUUUUUAGACUUCACAUCAGGCCUCAUAGAUUGAGCAGCCAAGCUGAAGAAAACUUAGCAUUAACCCCUGGGGUACUCCAAAGACCGACCGCUUUACCUGUGGCUGGUUUCCAUGGUGAAGCCUGAAAGGUGUAGAUCGGAUGAAGCCUCUAAUUUCGGUCCCAUGUAUUACGACAAGCCAAAUUUUGUACAAGGACAAAUGAGAAAAAGGACAAGUAUACAGUACGUCUAUGUCUACCUAUUAACUUAUUGGAAAGUGCUUGAAAACAAGAAUUCAAGGAAGUGUUUAUUGCGUUUUGUGUGCGCUGCAUUUUCGAUGUGUCGUACCAAUAAGAAUUCCAAAAACUAGAAUCUUUGUCUCAGGUAAGCACUGCGUUCCACCUAUAAAGCCUUUUCGUAUCUAUUUUUUAUUCAUAUCUAUGUACAGGAAAAAACAUCGGAACCCUCUUUUUUUAAUUACCGGUUUAUACACAAGUUUCAUAAAUCCAUAACAAAGAUGUAUAUCUAUUUUUUUUUUUAUUAUCUGUAUAUAAGCAUUUGAUUUUCGUAUUGCCGCAAACAAUAAAUGUACAAACAACAACUGAUGUGUGGUGUACUGCUGUAAAAAAAAAAAAAAAUUAAAUAAAAAAAACCCCUACAAAGUUUGGUCAGUCA
Messenger RNA from Silurus meridionalis, 17843 nucleotides. RefSeq names its product hemicentin 1 (gene hmcn1). The record is from RefSeq and is a predicted model, not a curated record. The transcript is spliced from 107 exons. The coding region runs from base 199 to 17082 and encodes 5627 amino acids. Lineage: Eukaryota; Metazoa; Chordata; Actinopteri; Siluriformes; Siluridae. Gene Ontology annotation, molecular function: calcium ion binding.